AUGAGUAAUAAAUCCAAGAACUUCCUUCAAAACCUUUUGAAGCCCUUCACUUCCAACUCAAACAGAGGGCAAACGGAAGAGGACUUGGAGGCAAUUGCCGCACAAGAACAGAAGCAGUUCCCUUUUGAAAUCAUUAAAGCUGCAACCAAGGAUUUUCACCCCACAAACAAGCUUGGUCAAGGGGGAUUUGGCCCUGUUUACAAGGGAAAAUUGAAUGAUGGGAGAGAAAUAGCUGUGAAGAAACUAGCACAUGGCUCAACUCAGGAGAAGCUGCUUGUUUAUGAGUAUGUGGCAAACGAGAGCCUUGACAAGCUUCUAUUUAAGUCUGGGAGUCAGCAAGUGCUUGAUUGGAAGCGAAGGAUGGACAUAAUAACUGGCAUAGCAAAGGGCUUGCUUUACCUUCACGAAGGCGCUCAUACUUGUGUCAUACACCGCGACAUCAAGGCCAGCAACAUCCUACUUGACGAUAAAUGGGUCCCCAAGAUCGCUGAUUUUGGCAUGGCUCGUCUCUUUCUUGAAGAUCAAUCACAUGUUAACACUCGUGUAGCGGGUACCAAUGGCUACAUGGCGCCAGAGUAUCUCAUGCAUGGUGAUCUUUCUCUGAAAGUGGACGUGUUCAGCUUUGGGGUUGUGGUUUUGGAGCUGAUAAGUGGACAGAAGAAUUUAACUUUUAACCGCGAUCCCAAUUCAAGGAACCUACUUGAAUGGGUAUAUAGGCUUUACAAGCAAGGUCGGAGCUUGGAAAUUGUAGAUCACACUUUGACACCCUCAACAAUUCCCGAUGAGAUAGCAAUGUGCAUACAACUUGGGUUGCUAUGUACCCAAGCUGAUCCAGCACUACGUCCCAACAUGAAGCAGGUGGUGUUGAUACUGUCGAAGAAGCCAAGCACUCUUGAAGAACCAACAAGACCUGGAUUCCCAGGUUCCAGAUAUAGGACUCGGAGGCCAACAGCAUCAUUAACUUCUGGAGAAUUCACUUCUCAUUCUUCUGGUUCCACGACCAAUACCAACACUGUCAAUUCUUCUAUCACCGUUACUGCCACUGAAAGAACAUCGGGCCUCACAAGUCCCAAGUUAGACACUCAUGGAAAACGUCCUACGCAAGGUUAG
This is a messenger RNA of Fraxinus pennsylvanica, 1110 nucleotides long. NCBI's taxonomy places the organism in Eukaryota, Viridiplantae, Streptophyta, Magnoliopsida, Lamiales, Oleaceae. The record is from the annotation of a GenBank genome assembly.